AUGACUUCAGGGCAAGGUAGCAACAUUACGCUUCCAUCAAUCAAAUUUCUACUCUCUUCGCUGGAGCAUGAUCGGAUUGCAUUUCCACCGAUUCCACCGCAGUUCGAUCAUGGCACAGCAUUGAUGACACAAACUGGUGAGCCGGUGACUGGGACGGUGGAUCAGAAGUUGGUGUCUCUGCCACCUAGACCUACUGCUAACAACGGGGAUCGCAACAGCAAGAGCCAGUCACGGUACAUUCCUAGACCGAGGAACGCAUUUAUUCUGUUUAGACAGCAUUUGCACCAGUCGCUGUUCUCGAAGCACAAAGCGGCGCUCCAUUCCCUCGGCUCCUUCAAGAACAAUAGCCUGGUCUCUCGCGAGAUCGGCAAGCGCUGGAAGGCGCUGUCGCCAGAAGAAAAGAAGUACUGGCAGGACUUGGCAAGCACCGAGAAGGCGCUGCAUCGACAGAAGUAUCCCAAUUACAAGUACAUACCACGGAAAGUGAAGGGAACUCGAGCGGCUAGGAGCCGUGUAGCCGGACGCAACUGCUCCCAGCAGGCAGAACUCGUAAUGAAAUAA
Molecule: messenger RNA, 561 nt
Organism: Torulaspora globosa
Lineage: Eukaryota; Fungi; Ascomycota; Saccharomycetes; Saccharomycetales; Saccharomycetaceae
Product: HMG-box domain-containing protein
Exons: 1
Coding region: 1-561 (186 amino acids)
Biological process (GO): negative regulation of transcription by RNA polymerase II; anatomical structure morphogenesis; cell differentiation
Molecular function (GO): RNA polymerase II cis-regulatory region sequence-specific DNA binding; DNA-binding transcription factor activity, RNA polymerase II-specific
Source: RefSeq, a predicted model, not a curated record